This is a messenger RNA of Aspergillus oryzae RIB40, 633 nucleotides long. RefSeq lists its product as uncharacterized. The record is from RefSeq and is a predicted model, not a curated record. The transcript has 2 exons. NCBI's taxonomy places the organism in Eukaryota, Fungi, Ascomycota, Eurotiomycetes, Eurotiales, Aspergillaceae. The coding region runs from base 1 to 633 and encodes 210 amino acids.
AUGACCACCCCAACCCCACAAACAACCACAAACUCCCCCCACAACGCCCUCUACUCACCCUGUUCACCCACAAGCUCCCACAGUAAUCCCUCCGACACAAUAUCCAUUUCCACCAGCGACACCGACAGCAUCUCCUUCGGACCACGGACACCACCACCCCAUACACCAAUCUACAACAACUAUGACUACAACGAUCCCACUGCCAGGAAACGGAAAGCGUCUACCGAAAUAGAUCUAGAGGGGAUCCACACAUAUCAUUACACGGUACCUUCACGACCGCGUGGUGGGGAGGGUGAAUUCUCGGUCGGCGUUUUGGCCGAGGAAGAUUCCUUCUACCCGAAACGCCGACGUUCUUCCGUUCCAGACAGGGAUCAAGAACAAUCACAAUCACAAUCUCGAUCUCGAUCUCGAUCUGAAUCUCAAGGAGAGGAAGAAGAAGAUCAAGAUAUAUUCACACCCCUAGAAAUGCCCGAUGGCAGUACGCGCUUCACCUCCAAUUGGUUACCGGUGGACUCGUCCGGGGGAUUUACGAUUUGUCCUGAUCCGUUGGCGGGGGUGAUGGGGGAGGCGUUUGUGAGGCUACCUAGUGACUACUCUAUGGAGUACGCUAUGCGCUAUGGUACAUACGCUUAG